Molecule: messenger RNA, 10681 nt
Organism: Bactrocera dorsalis (oriental fruit fly)
Lineage: Eukaryota; Metazoa; Arthropoda; Insecta; Diptera; Tephritidae
Gene: rdx
Product: protein roadkill
Exons: 8
Coding region: 1662-4946 (1094 amino acids)
Biological process (GO): proteasome-mediated ubiquitin-dependent protein catabolic process; regulation of proteolysis
Cellular component (GO): nucleus; cytoplasm
Molecular function (GO): ubiquitin protein ligase binding
Source: RefSeq, a predicted model, not a curated record
CGUUUCCAACAGACAAGUCAGUCGUACGGUAACUUUCAAGUGAGGUGGAUCGUUUUAGCGCGGUUAGUAGAGACUCCAAACGGCAUGGAUAGAUGAACUUUUAUUAUUUUUGUGUACCUCUACCUGCCUCUGCGUACUACCACACAUUUUAGUGCGAACACCAACCAACCAACAACCAAUCCGCCAGCCAGCAAGCAAGCCAAGACACCACCAAACACCUCGUUCGCCCCCACAAAGCAACAGUAAAUAUACGCGUGUAUGUAUUCAUGUGUACACACACACGAAAUAGAAAAUACCACAGCAGGAGCAGUAGUUGGUACAUACAAACAGCGCAUGAAUAUAAAAUAAUUACGUAUAUAUACAUAUAUUAGGUUUGUAGUACAUACACGCUCGCCAGUUGUUUAGUGACCUGACAGCCUCAAAAGCAGCGUGCGAGCUCAUCGAGAGCAGUCAACAGCAACAGCAAAAAGUAGAAAAGUAGCAAAAAUUUACAAAUUGGGUGUAGAGUUUUUCGGCUAACGAGCGUGUAUUAAAAAAGUGGAAUUUAUGAAAAGAAUUCACAACAACGUCAAGCAAAAUGGUGUUAUAAGUAAAUCAGAAGCAAGCAUAAACUAAAAUAUUGCAAAAGCUAAUCGCGUUUAAAACAAACUGACGGUCCACUCACGCGUUGAAAAUAUCGAAAGCAGCGAAAUAAUAUGCAUACUUGUAUGUGUGUAUGUAAUUAAAAGGUACAAAUUGUUUCAUGAAGAGUGCAAAGAGAUUCCGGAAAAUAAUUCACAAAUUUUUCUAAUACACAGAAGUGUUUGAAGUGGCAAGUAAUUGUAUGAAAUAGUAUACACAUACAUAUAAAAAUAGAUUAAUAAAAAGUUGUUGCACAUGCCGCAGAACGGCAUUGGCACUGGCCGAAAGUGUUAAAAACCUUAAACAAAUAUACUAAAAAUCAUAUGCAAAUAUAAACAAAAGCUAAACACGAAAAUUUAUUUGUGAAAAGCAAAAACAACUCGUUUUAAAAUUAAUUAAUAAAGAAAAUAAUUUUGUUAAUAGAAACUUACUAUUGACAAACAAAAAGUAUUAGUGACAAAAUAAAUUUUAACAAAAACUUAAAAACAACAUAGUGACGAGUUAAGUUCUAGCAAUAAAAACCAAUCCAACAAUUGUGAGUAUUGAAAAAUAAAUGAAAAACGGGCAGAAAAAUAGAAACAAAAAUUUUGUGAAAAGUGCUCUUUUAUGAAGAAUUACUGAAAAAACUCGCUUGAUUAGUGAAGUAAAAAGUGUUGAAAAGUGCAAAUUUAUUUAUAAAAAAUGUUUUAAAUUCUAAAAUAAAUAUAAUACACUUGUGUGACUUACAUACAGAACCAACUAAACGGGAAAGUGACAUAAGAAAAGCUAGAGAAAGAAUAUUUUGAAAAUUGUAAGCAUAAUUUUUACAGUAACUAAAGAUAGAUUAUGUAUAAACCUAUUUAAACAGCUGAAAUAAAAAAAAUUAAAGCAAGUCUGCGUCUGUAAAACAAAAUACACCAGUGGCAAAACAUAAAUUUAAAGUGUAUGUGCUUAAUAAAAAAUAAAUUUUACUAAAAAAAUAACAAAUUUUAUUUCUUUACACGGAUUCGUGCAGUACUCAAAUAUUUGUGUGCAAAAUUGUCGCCAAAGACGACUAUAAAAUGUUUGAUCCAUUUGUUAAAAUCAAGAAAAAGCGAAAUCUAAAUGUUGUUGAUCUCUUAGACAGUGUCGCGGGUGAACUGGAGCUGGCCGUCGCGCCGCCAGAGCAGGCGGUCAUUGAGCAGGUUAUUGCUGAAGACGCAGUGGUGGUGGUAGAAGAAGCGGAACAACAACCACAACAACAACAGCAACAGCAGCAAGUGAAGCAACAAUUGUUGCACACCAACAGAGAGCAGCGAGUGCAACAACCGCUAGAACAGCAGCAACAACAACAACAAGAUCUAGAACCGAAUGCCAAUUGUUACUGUGUAAGUGGUGCAGCAUUAAUUGGUGCAGGAGCAACAGCUGCAGGCGCAAGCGCAAGCACCAACACCGUAGCUAGCCCCGCAAUAUCGCCCACAACCACAGGCACUGUUGCCACAAUAGCAGCUGCCGCGUCGUCCGCUACAUCGCCACUCUUGGAGGCAAUUGCUAGCAGCAGCAGCAGCAGCAGCAGUAGUAGUAGUAGUAACAGUAGUGGCAGCAGCAGCAGUUGCAACAACAGUAGUAGUAGCAGUGGUGUUAGCGGUAAUAACAGUUCCCAAGUGAGUGGCAGCAGUGUGAGCCGUCAAUUGGCCAGCAGUAGCAGUGGUAGCAGCAAUAGCAACUGCAGUCGCCUGCAACAGUUGAUAUCGACGCCGCCAGUAGCAUUGCGCGGUUUGUCGUCCUACUGCAACGGCGAUUUGCAGCCGUCAGCACAACAACAGCAGCAACAACACCAGCCAACGCUAGGUCACCAACACGCGGCACAAACGGCGGCCGCUGUGCCCACAUUGCCUCAAUUACAGUUGCAAUUGCAGCAGCCAACGCUGCAUCAGCAGCAGCAGCAGCAACAAGCGCCUUCGGUGUUGCAGCAACAUUUGGGUCACCUAAAUUUCGAAAGUGGAGCAUCGAAUGUGAGCGCCAGCAGUAGUAGCGGCAGUAGCAACAACAACAACUGUAGCAGCAGCAGCAGCAACCUGCGAAGUAGCACAACAACGUUGCAGCGACACUUGGCCUCGCCAAGCAACAUUCUCCAGGAAGCGUUCAGCAAUAAUUUGCACAGAAUUUUAAAGCGUUCCCAUAGUUCCUCAACGUUGGCGUCCAACAACAGUAAUUCUAUUUCUCCCUCGCCAGCGUCGCCGCCAUCCUCUUCUGCGAUCUCAAAUUCCAAUUUCGCCGGCACGCCCACUUCACUAUUUGCCAGUAUUUACGGUAGCAACAAUAGUAGUAGCAGUAACAGCAGCAGCAGCAGUAACAACAACAAUAGCACUAGCCACCAAAAUCACCACCACUUGAAUAACAGUAUAAUUGCCAGUCGUCUUUUCGGCAGCAACAGUAAUAACAACAACAACAAUCCCAACCAGCACACCAACAAUCUGAAUCAGAAUAACCACAGCCACCUCCAACAACAACUCACAGCGCCAAGUAGCAGCAGCACAGCGGCCGCAGCGGCAGCCACAUCAAGCGCUGCCGCUAGUGUCUCCUCAACCCCACAGCAGCAACACACUAACAAUAGCAACAGCCACCAACAUCGCCUGCCGCAACAUAGCCACCACCGAGACCAUCAUUCCGCGCUCACCAAUUCGAUAACGAACCGCAUCAACCAAUCCAUCAGGCGGCACUUGAAUCAGCAGCAACAGCAACAACAUCACCACUUACAGCAGUACAAUCAGCAAGUGACAAAUAAUAACAACAUAACAAAUAAUACAACAAAUAACCACCGAAUACAACAACAACAGCAACAGCCUAUUCCUCAACACGCACGUUUCCCACAACAACAACAACAAAACAAUCACCAUUUACAACAUCACUUGCAACAAUCAAACCAUCAACAACAACAACAGCAUCAUCAAAACAGUGGCAGCAGCAGCAGCAACAACCAACAACUGCAGCAACACCAACACCAUCAUCAUCAUCACCAGCAGAACCAUCAUCAAAACCAACAACAGCAACAACAAUCUCCUCUGUGCCUAGUAUUAUUAGUUAAAUGUCCGAAUUCUAAGGAAUUUUGUAACGCCGCCGCCGCCAACGCCGUCGCUGCAGCCGCACAUUUCUGUGAUAAUAAAAGAUUGCCGGUGAACGAAUGUCAGGCAAUUCAAGCCGCUAGAGUGACAUCUAACCUGAGCGCAUCGAGUAGUACAAUGGCGGUCAGUCGAGUACCAUCGCCACCUCUGCAGGAAGUAAAUACGCCCGUAGCUGAAAAUUGGUGUUACACACAGGUGAAAGUGGUGAAAUUCAGUUACAUGUGGACCAUAAAUAACUUUAGUUUUUGUCGCGAGGAAAUGGGUGAGGUACUGAAAUCGUCCACAUUCUCCGCCGGUGCUAGUGAUAAACUGAAAUGGUGUUUACGCGUCAAUCCAAAAGGUCUCGAUGAGGAAAGCAAAGACUACCUGUCGUUAUAUUUAUUAUUAGUUUCGUGUAAUAAAUCAGAAGUUAGAGCCAAAUUUAAAUUUUCCAUACUGAAUGCGAAAAGGGAAGAAACCAAAGCCAUGGAAUCGCAGAGAGCUUACCGUUUUGUACAAGGCAAAGAUUGGGGCUUCAAAAAGUUCAUAAGACGAGAUUUUCUGCUAGAUGAGGCCAACGGUCUGCUGCCCGAGGACAAAUUAACCAUAUUCUGUGAAGUUAGCGUUGUAGCUGAUAGUGUGAAUAUCUCUGGUCAAUCAAAUAUUGUACAAUUCAAAGUACCCGAAUGUCGAUUAUCCGAGGAUUUGGGUGCAUUAUUUGAUAAUGAGAAAUUCAGUGAUGUUACGUUGGCGGUGGCCGGACGAGAAUUUCAAGCGCAUAAAGCUAUUUUGGCAGCACGUAGUGAAGUCUUUAAUGCUAUGUUCGAGCACGAAAUGGAGGAACGCAAAUUAAAUCGUGUCGAUAUACACGACGUCGAUCACGAAGUCCUGCGCGAAAUGCUGCGUUUCAUCUACACAGGCAAAGCGCCAAAUUUAGAAAAAAUGGCAGAUGAUCUCCUAGCCGCUGCUGACAAGUAUGCCCUCGAAAAGCUGAAAGUGAUGUGUGAAGAGGCGCUUUGCCUUAAUCUCUCCGUGGAAACCGCGGCGGAAACUUUAAUAUUAGCCGAUCUCCAUAGUGCGGACCAGUUGAAAGCACAAACCAUAGAUUUCAUAAAUACUCACGCCACCGAUGUGAUGGAAACGGCCGGCUGGCAGAGUAUGAUCGCGACACAUUCACACUUGAUUGCGGAGGCAUUUCGUGCGCUUGCCACACAACAAAUCCCACCAAUUGGACCACCAAGGAAGCGUGUAAAAAUGAGCUGAAAUCGCAAUGGUGCAUACAAUAAUAAAUUUAAUUAUAAUAACAAAUAUAACAACAAAUACAGUAACAACAACAAUACAUAUAAUCACAACAACAAACAUAAUUUUAAUUAUAAAAUAAACCACAACAACAAAAACAAUAGUAAAAACAAACGAAGCAGCAGCAACAGCAACGCAAAAUUCAGCAACAACAACAACCAGAAUGCGUACCAACACCAGAAAUGCUCCCAGCAGAUGCAAAACAACAACAAGAACAGCAGCGAAGGACGUCAACUCAGUUUACAAAUCAUCAGAUGCAACUCUCACAGCAAUAAGCAACCACUAAUGUCCGAACAGGGCUCUAAAGUGCCGUACAACAGCAAAAACAAUUGCGUAACGUACGGCUUUUCAAGGACACAACGUGCGCAUGCCUCUAAUAGCAGUAUUUUGGUGGUUGGUAAGCUGGGAAACAACAACAAACAGAUAGGAACUAAUCACAGAAAUUACAACAACAGCAGCAACAUUAUAUUUGAUGUGAUAAUGAAAAGUGGAAAAAAUAGCAACAGCAAUAAGUAUAACAACUGCAACAGCAACAAGAGCAUUGACAGUUGUAGCCAGCAGAAUAUUGUGCGCCGAUCGCGGUCAUGCGUAGGUUAUGCUGGCGCGCAACAGCUGGUACAGGUGGAGAAACGCAUGCCACACAUAAACGCAGUUUUAAAGCAGCUUUACGCAGGCGCCGCAAUGAAGGCAAGCAGGCGCAUCCAGCAUUUGUUAUAUGCAGCUAUAGCGAUGCUAACAACAACAAUAAAAGCAAGUGUCCUCACUUUAGCUGCUAAGUUAGCUGUUGCAAAGUACAUACACGCCAAUUUCAUAUACAGCCAUGAACAUAUAAAUGAGUAUAGGCACUCUCGCCCGCUUUGCUUAGUGAAUUAGCAACAAUAAUUUUAUUUUUAUUUUUACGAAAUACACAAUUAAAUAUUUCAAUUGAAAUUAUAUACGAAGAAAAAGUAGUGCUAUCAAGGCGAAAGCAUAAAUACACAUGGAAAGCAUUAAAUUUAAUUAACAGUGUGCCGGCAAAGUUAUUGUACAACUACUUAUUUGCUUUUUGUGUGCAAUUUGUAUUUACGUUUUGCUGUUGUAACCAUGCGCAAUGUUGUUGAACUAUUUCCUGUCAAAAGAUAAGUGUUCACAAAAGCUUCAAUAUUUAAAUUUUGCUAAAAAUCAUUUUUGAAAUCGUACUUUUUCAAAGACAGGCACCUAAAACUCAAAAUAAACACAAAUUUUAUUAAAAAAAAAUAAUCAUUAACAGUCUUUACUUAUACUUUAAUUAUGCAACCAUUUGUAAUUCGGGUUGAGCCAGCAACAACAACUACAACAAUUGAAGCUACAACUAAAAAAAAUUGGGAAUUUCUGUGAAAUUUAUCCAAAGCGUGCACUAACUUACAUAUGUUUUAAGCGUGGCUGCAGCCACAACAACAAAAAAUUCGACAUUCGUAUAACAGUAUAUAACCAAGGAAAUGUAAAUCGCUUAACUGUUUGCUUUGAAAAAUUAGUUUCCACUAUUUUUAAUCUUGACUUGAUGAUACUUUAGAAAAUUGAACAAAACUACCAAAACACACAAACAAAAAUUAUAAAUCCAAAAAACGAACGAAUUGAUGAGUAUGUGUAUAAGACAAAAAUUUUUGUAAAAUCGAUGUAAACUUCUUGAGCUUUUCUUCUCUAUUCUUAUUUUUAAUUUUAAUUAUGUUUUAUGGAAAUAAUAGUGUUUACGAAAAACCAAAACCACGAAAAAUUGCUUUUGAUGUGCAUAUAAGUAUAAAACGCAGAAAACUAAAUUAAUUUAUAUUAUAUUUAACAAUUAAUGCGAAAGUAAAUGAUAAAUAAAAUAAUAAAAUAAAAAUGUAUGUACGCACGGCAAAAGCAUGAAAUGCGCAAACAAAAACCAAAAAAUUAUAAAGCGUAUUUUUUUUUACACACAGUACUUUUUUUAAUAUUUCCCCUACGAUCCACUUAUUUUUGCGAAAUUCGAUUUAUAUGUUGUUUAUUGGCGUAAACUCGUGCGUAUGUAUGUGUGUUUUCGAAAGGCCAAAAGGCCGUAAAAGGUUUUAUAACUCUAUAGAAAGUGUUGGGCAAGUAGAGGGGUGCACAAAUUUUGAGAUUGAAUGUGAAAAUGUAGGAAUAAGAAAACAAUUAAUGUCGGAGCAUAUGAAAUGCUAACAAUUGCACAUAGGAAGUCAGGGAGUUUUUCACACUCACACUCUUGCAUAAAUGCUUUUCGACGAAAGAAGCUAAAUUAAUGUGAAAUGCUUUUAUUUUUCUUACGUGGCAGGACUCAGAAGCUCAGAAGGAGUCCAUAUUUUUGUUGUGGAAUGUAUUUUUCAUAGUCUCACUUUGUUGACUGCUGUUCCACAGUUGACUGUCUAAAAAUUUCAAUCUUUUGCAAAUAGUUACUAGUACUUAUAAAAAAGUAUAACCAUAAUUUUUUAAAUGCGCCUAUUAAAAAAAAGGAACAAAACAUGUUUUAUAAUCACACAAUCGUACGAAAACUUUAUGAAUAUUAAAAAAUUAAAACUCAAUAUCAUAAUUGUUACAUGGGAGAAUUUGUUUACUGUUAUAAAUGUUUUUUUUUUUUUGCGCGGCGAUUUUUUUUGUUUGUUUGUUUUUUGUGUGUUUUUCUGCUUUGAUACAUUUUUUGAGCAAAAGCUUUAAUUAAUUGUUUUUGUACUUUUAUUGCUUACUUUAAUUAUUUUUCCCUUGUUAAUAUUUUUUUAUUUUUAAAUUUUUUUCUUAUGUGAAUAUUUUCUACUUAAAUUUUUUAAUAUAAACUCAAAUUUACUUUCCCCCAAGCGCCACAAAUCUUCUGCAUUCCCUUAAAAGAGUUACGAAAAGCAAAAAUAAACACAACAACAACAAACACUUUGAUCGAAAUGCCUUAUUCUCCACAACUCGAACUAAAUAUUUAUAUGUUUUAUGUAUGUUAGUUUGCAAAUUGUGAUGUAUUUUUAUGAAUGUAAUAAAAUAAAUUAAUUAAUAAAGAGAAGCAGCCAAGAGAAAUGAAACAAAAGUGAAAACGAGAAUUUUUGUUGGAAAGUAAACACAACAUUUUUUGGUUAACAAAAAAAUAUCGAAAUCGAAGAAUAAGAGUACAGUAAAUAAAACAACAACAAAGUGAUAUAAAUGUGUAGGCAAUCUUUUUCAUAAAACAAACAACAACAAAAGCAUUAAUAACAAGUAAAUCCAAAAACAGGCUAAACAUCUAGUUUAGUGUUAUAAGCAUUUUGUAAAUUCGAUUGAAAGCGUGCAAAAUAAAGAUGAACUCAAAAAGAAUUGGAAAUUUGAAAUUGAAAUAUUAAAAAAAAAAUCAAUUAUAUAUAAUAUUGUGUAAAUGUUGCAAAGUUUAAAAUAGCGCUUCUUAGCAAGUCAUUCACAGCUUCAAAAAUGUUUCUUAUAAAUUCAGAAAAGUUGUUUUUUUAAAUUUCAGUAAUUACAUUAUUAGAAAAAAUAAAAAUAUAUUUUUAAAACACGUACAAUAUUAAAAAGUAAUUAAAAACAGUUUCUUUUUCAAAAUAAAAUAGGUUUUAAUAAAGAAGAUCGUUAGUAAUGAAAUUUUGCAGCUGGAUGUUAGAAUUGAAAAAAAAACUAAAAUUUGUUAAGCAUAAAAUUUUCUAUUUUUUAUAUUUGUAAUGAAGAAAAUUUUUUUAGUAAUAAUUGCUUAUAAUUUAUGUUCAUAAAAAAGCCAACUAUGAGUUUUCGAACGCAUUUUCGAACAAUAAGAAAUACAAAAUAUGUUGCUUUGAAAUUUGUUUUUUUUUUACUUUUCGUUGUUAAUAUUUACUUAGCUUUAUGUAAAAUAAAGCUUUUCGGCUUACGCGGUUUUCUACGCCAGUAAAGAAGAAAUUAAGUUUUUCCCUUUUUUUUUUGUUAAUUUGUUAUUCAUUAUUAUUUUUUUUCGUUUAGACUAAAACAUUUUUUAAUUACUAAUUAUUAUUAAUUUUGGUUUAAUUUAAAUUAACUUUGGUUAUUAUAAUAUUUUUUUAUGUAUAACAUUUUUUGUUUAAUUUAAAUUAAUUUUUUUUAUUAAAAUAUUUUUUUUUUCACCAAAAUUUUCUACAUCAAUUUUUCUUAUUUACCAUACACAUAUAAAUCUUAAUAAGCACCACCAGAACCAAUCAACAAUACUUAUGAAACCAAAAUCAGAAACAAAUAAAUUUUUAAGCAUAAAAAGUUCUUGUAGCGGAAAAGGAAUUUUUAGAAAUUACAAUACAAAAAAAAAAUUUAUAAACAAAAAUAUGAUAAUUUUUUAGCGUUGAAUUAAAUGUGUGUGCGCCGGUAACGGUUUUUUCCACUUGACUUAUAGUAGCGAAACAGAAAAAAACAAAAACAAAAAAUUGCAUGCUAGUUAUAAACCAAUAGAAAUUUCGCGAAAUUAAUUCAAAACAUAGAGAACAAAAGCAUAUUGAAAAUUAGUGCAGAUAAAAGUAAAAAUGAAAAUGUUGCAAACACGUCAGAGCGGCAAAGAGAGUAUAAGUAAACUGACAUUAAAGCGUGAUUAAAUAUAAAGAAAAAUUUAAAAGUAAAUAAAAUUUGCUAAAACCAAACAAAAACAAAAGAAAAAACACACACGUUGUUGUUAUAUAAAAACGGUAUUUUUAAAUGCUCUACAAUAAAAACAAAAAUUAACAAAUAAAAUAUUAAGAAAAAUAUUGAAAAAAACAAAAAAAUGUAAAAUAAUAAAAUAAAAACUCAAAAAUAAACUUUGCAAAGAGAAAACAAACAUUACAACUUUAAAUUUACUACAAAAAUUAUUGCAAAAAAUUACAAAUUUAAAUUUUAACUGCAAAAGUGGACAGUGUAAAGGGAAAAGUGUGAAAACGCAUAAUACACUAUGCAACAUUUAUAAUUUUUUUCUGUCUACAUUUAAUUAAAUUUAAGUAAUUUUAUGUUUAUUAUUAAAUAUAAUUUUAUUAACAUUAUUACAAAUUUAUUAUUAUUAUUAUUAUUAUUUACUACUACUAUUACAUAUAUAAUUAGUUUUAAAUACAAAUAAGUGAAUAUAUAAAAUAAAUUUGCUGCAAUUCAAUAUUUUUCGCUCUUUUUUACACUCUGAAAUUUAACAAAAUAAUUUUUUUUUUCGUUUUAAUUGCUACAAUCAAUAUUAAUUAAAUUAAAUUAAUUUUUAUUUAAAUAAAUUAAAUUAAUUUUUAAUAAAUCUUUUGAUUAAUUAAAUUAAAUUAAUUUGUUAAUCAACAUAAAUUUUACUUUGCAUUCUAAUAUUUUCUCUUUAUCUUAACCUUCUUCUACUUGUUUUUUGCGCUCAAUUUCUACUAAAUCACUUUAGUUGUAAAAUAUGCAGAAAUGUCAAAGUUAAAAUUAAGUGAAAAAGAGACCACCAUUUAAAUGUUAAUGAAACACAGUUGAUAACACUAUUAAUGAUAAAUUUAAUUAAUAAUUAAUAAAUAAAAAUAUGCGGAAUUUUAAAUAAAAGUUAUUAACACAUAGCACUUGUAAUUAUAUGUAAUUUGUAGUUGUACGCACAUUUUGCGCCCGAAACUCAUAAAAUUUUAAUUUUAGUUUUUAAAUUUUGUUUGUAGCUCUAAUUUUGUUUCUAAUUUUAAGCAAAGUAAUUUAAUUUUGUUUUUUUUUUAUUGCAAUGCAUACUUUUUGAAUUUGCUUCGCAUAGUGUAAGCCAGGAAAAAGCAGUAAAAAUAAUGAAAACACAAAAAAUAAACAAAAAAGCAAAAAAUUGAGAAAAAAAAUAA